GGGGUAAUUUGUGCGUAUAUAGCAACUACUGUACAACAACUUCGAUAUCCGCUCGCCACAGCCAGUACUAGACUCCUCCCUGCGAGGCAAGAUUUACAAUAUAGCAAGCGCUGCUUCAGGCUAUGGCCAAAGUUUUACCCGAUCGGUAUUCUUCAAAUCCAUUUAUUGGAUUCCCAGUCACCAUGGCAGAAAGGAAGCAAGCAAGACAAGCAGCGGCAUCGUCCGGCUCGCAGACACAAAGACAAUCUUCCGACCCUCAGUCAACGUGCUUCAUGGGAAACCCGGAGAAGGUUCGACAGAGCGGGACCUCCUUCGCUGGGAGCAAGACCAGUGCAAGAUCGAUCUCUCCGCAGUCAGCAGCGAACAUGCCACAGGGUGAUUUGCCGAAUGAGCCACGUGAGCGCCGCAAAUCGUCUCUCGGACGACUGGUGGACAAGACGGUAUUAAAGCUCAAUCGAAGGCCAAGCGGAGCAGAAAGUCUUCCAAACGAUGAGGAUGACUUUCAGCGGCAGAAGGCCAAGGAGGUUGAGCAGCAAAGACGGAAGGAGGAGUACGAGCGAUUGGGCCUUGGGGAGAGAACAACUUUGGGUACGCCGGGCGCUGGAGGUUGGCGUGCUGGAUGAGUCGCUGGCCGGAAGUGAAACGAUGCUGACGUGAGCGUCUUUUGUGUUCAUCCCCUUUGGGGGCCGUGUGGCGCGACGCAACACGGCAUACACCUUACUAUUGCCAUGAGAACAUUACACGCACACUAAAGGCAGCUAGAGGCUUCUUGGGGGUUCUUUGGAGGAAUGAUCGUUGUUGCGGCGGCCUUAUCGUCACCAGAUUAGUGACUGCAAAUAGAGUCAAGGUCCAGCUUUCUCGAAGACACGU
This is a messenger RNA of Baudoinia panamericana UAMH 10762, 870 nucleotides long. RefSeq lists its product as uncharacterized. NCBI's taxonomy places the organism in Eukaryota, Fungi, Ascomycota, Dothideomycetes, Mycosphaerellales, Teratosphaeriaceae. The record is from RefSeq and is a predicted model, not a curated record. Bases 123 to 623 code for a protein of 166 amino acids. The transcript has a single exon.